GCAGGUCCCGAUGUGGUGCUGACCCGCUGCUGCAGGACCCGCUCCCGCUCCUCCGGUUCCUGCUCCCGCCCCGGGAGUGAGCGCGGUGCGACCGCGAGCGCGGGGCUGAGGGGCGGCCAUGGGCCGCAGCCGCUCCCGGUCACCGCCGCGGCGGGAGCGCCGGCGCUCGCGCUCCACGUCCCGGGACAGGGACAGGCGACGGCGGGAGCGAUCCCGGUCCCGGGACAGAGACAGGAGGAGGAGCCGGUCCCGCUCCCCGCACCGGAGACGAUCCAGGUCCCCACGCCGGCACCGCUCCAGCUCCUCGUCACCAGUGCGGCCCAAGGAACGCCGGGAUGAGGAGAAGAAGGAGCUCAAGGACUCCAAGAAGGAGAGACAGAUCACAGAGGAGGAUCUGCAGGGCAAGACGGAGGAGGAGAUCGAGAUGAUGAAGAUGAUGGGCUUUGCCUCCUUUGACACCACCAAGGGGAAGAAGGUGGACGGUGCUGCCAAUGCCUACGCCAUCAAUGUGUCCCAGAAGAGGAAGUACAGGCAGUACAUGAACAGAAAAGGAGGAUUCAACAGGCCCCUGGAUUUCAUCGCCUGACUGGGGGACAUGGCCCUCACCGUGGAAGGAUUUUGCUUCCCUGGGGGGAUCUGGUGCCAGAUUCCAGUGGGUUAUUCCCAACAAACCCCACAGCUGAAGCUGCCCCAAGUCGCUGUUUCCCAGAUUUUUGGUAUUAUUUUUGUACAAAGAGGUCAGUUUCUGGCCGGGAUUUUGCUGUGUAUUCCCUAGUUUUGCUUUGUUUCCUUGUUAAUAAAACCCCGGAUCUGUUUUUUCCUUUAA
Chiroxiphia lanceolata (lance-tailed manakin) is the source of this 826-nucleotide messenger RNA. It is a transcript of the gene SNRNP27, whose product is annotated as small nuclear ribonucleoprotein U4/U6.U5 subunit 27. Bases 119 to 586 code for a protein of 155 amino acids. The record is from RefSeq and is a predicted model, not a curated record. Gene Ontology annotation, cellular component: precatalytic spliceosome. The transcript has 6 exons. NCBI's taxonomy places the organism in Eukaryota, Metazoa, Chordata, Aves, Passeriformes, Pipridae. Gene Ontology annotation, biological process: RNA splicing.